Sabethes cyaneus is the source of this 864-nucleotide messenger RNA. RefSeq lists its product as uncharacterized. The record is from RefSeq and is a predicted model, not a curated record. The transcript is spliced from 3 exons. Lineage: Eukaryota; Metazoa; Arthropoda; Insecta; Diptera; Culicidae. The coding region runs from base 1 to 864 and encodes 287 amino acids.
AUGAAACUUGCCAGGUUUUUAUUGUUGAUUACGCUAUUAACGUUUGCCUACGCGAAUCCGGCAGUGGAUACUGGUAAUCCCAUCAAUCACGUGGAACCGCCAAGCGUCAGUAAAGCAGCGCUCGAGGAUUCGUUCGUGAAGCGGCUGGGAGCUAAAUGUACCCAGAAGGAUAACAGUUCCUGCGUCAUGUUGAAGUUCGUGACCUACAUGAAUCGGAUACUGCAGAAAUCCAGCAUCACUCUGGGCGAUAGUGUUGAGCUGAUGCAGACUAGAAUCGACAACGACCAAUCCGGUGAUGAUCGGGAAGAAUUGGCAGUCCUCAGCCGGGCUUCCAGCUCGGAUGAUCACAAGCUGAGCGUAAUAGUGGCUGACAAGAUUUGGCGCUUCAUUCAGAGUCGCAGCGUAAAGUGGAAAGCCUUUCAGUCGGCAGACGUCGUCGUUGCAACCGGUGAAGGUGGAAAGCUAAACUUCGGUGUCUCGCUGGACACCAAGAAGCUGUUCGAGGAAGGCCGCGGCAAGAUGAAAAACUACGCUCCGGUUUUGAUGGCAUUCAUGAUGAAAGCUGGAAUUAUGGGUGCACUGAUUGUGAAGGGAAUUGCGCUGCUGGUGGGAAAGGCUUUGCUGGUAAGCAAAUUAGCUCUGCUGUUAGCCAGCGUGAUUGGAAUCAAAAAGCUGCUGCACAAGAAACAUGUGACAUAUGAGGUUGUCGCCCAUCCACCGGAACAUCAUCACCAUCUCGACACGUACAGCUCUGGGUGGGCUCGAGCAAUCGACGGUUUCGUUGAUUCUUUCUCCAAAAGGCUGGAGAACAACCUGCUGAAGGAUGCCGACGAGAUGGCAUAUGCCAAACAGAUACCGCACUAG